This is a messenger RNA of Penicillium roqueforti, 1734 nucleotides long. RefSeq lists its product as uncharacterized. The transcript has a single exon. Gene Ontology annotation, molecular function: metallopeptidase activity. The record is from RefSeq and is a predicted model, not a curated record. Bases 1 to 1734 code for a protein of 577 amino acids. Lineage: Eukaryota; Fungi; Ascomycota; Eurotiomycetes; Eurotiales; Aspergillaceae.
AUGGCGUCCAAUAAUAUUGGCAGCUACUCGGCGUAUCACCUGUGGCUCGGACGUGUGAAGGAUAGCACUAAGAGCUCUCGCAUCAACCGCUAUGCUUCUUAUGGGUUUCUCGGAACGGUGGAGUGGGCAUUGGACUUGACUAAUUUUGUCCUAACUGCUGCUGAAGCCGAUGCAACUUCCAACAUCACCGCCGCGGAGGACGCGUUUACGGCUGCUCUGAGCCUAAGCGGAUACAAUACAUCUAACUUUGAGACCUAUAAUCUCACUCUACUCGCCUCCAAGCUUGUUGGCUGGCAUGGUUGUGACCCACUUCAGAAGAAGGAAAUCUACUCAGGGUGGCAACAAUCCUGGGAGAUUAUGAACUACAUGAUGAGCGAAGCAUAUGAUGACAAAAUAAACUGGAACGAGGCAGCUACCGUCGAGUAUCUGGGCGCACCAGCUAUGAACCAGCACCUGCGGGAAAGAUUCAAAAAUAUCUACGUGAAUCUUGCCACAAUUCAGCCUGGGUGGAUAGGAAUGCCAUGGGACUGGAGAAUUGUGGCUCGCUGUGAUGAUCCCCACCUGGCUUGUUCAUGCGGCCGUGAUACCCAAACCGUGGCAUACACAGUCAACAGUGAUCAAGACGAGCCUUCUGCCCCUGCUAUCAAUUUCUGCCCACCAUACUUCGGUCAACCCACUCUCAAAACCGUACUUGAAAGCGCAAACCCUGGUUUCACACCGGCGAUCUAUGCUGAUAUGAACAACUACAAUGGGAAUCAGGCUACCACGUGGAUGCAUGAGCUUCUACACAUUGAUUGGGUUGCCUUAGCAAACGGUUGGGGUCCAAAUACUCAUGUCACGGAUAUCAAGAUGAAGUACAAUUACGACACGGGUUCAAAAUGGGUCACGGCAUACGCACCGUACUUGAAUAAGGGUCUUGCGCGUGUGCAAACCCAAUUCGCGGAUUGGACGAUCCAAAAUGCGGACAGCAUGGCUCUAUUUGCCUUGGCCAAGUUCAUCCAAAACAAGCUUGGCGAUAUCUAUCCACAUCUUCCCCUGGCGCCUCCGCCACCACUUGAUGUUAAAAGAUAUUUGGUCCCCGGUUACUUUGAUUAUUAUGCCAACGGCACUGGCGAGAUUUUGAACCAAACAGCAAUGGAUGACGCAUCGUGGACCGCCUCUAUGGGUACUUGCGCUCUCGGUACUGACCCGGAUGGAGCCGCAGGAAGUGCCGCCAUAGCAACUGUGACUUCCUGGCCUGUUCAGACUGACUAUCCGGAUGACUAUCUCUCCAGCUGGUCAUCAUGGGCAGGACUUGCGACAUCUACCACGAGAAAAGCGACAUCAACUACCACUGCCGCUCCUACUCCAACCGAAUCGUGGUCUAUCGCCAUUUACAGUGAGAAAGACUGUAGUGGUGACUAUUAUGUAGUUUCAGGUUACAACGAAGACACCACCCAGAACACGUGCUUGGUCAUUAACGACUUAACCACAACUUCGUCAGACACUGAUGUUUCUUGCGGAUGGUACACCGAUGGGGGUUUCUCUAAUACCUCAUGUGAUAAGGGAACCCUGACCAAGCCUCUGUCGUGGCGAAUCACUGGUCCUAAUGGUGCAAUCUGCACCGCUUACAACACUAAUACUUGUGACAAUAAUGGGUACGAAGAUGCUUACACGACAUGGGAUGAGUGCCACAACUACUCCUCCUCAAAUUUUGAUACUGAAGAGUGGAUCGCAUUGCAGUGUGGUUUGUAG